Molecule: messenger RNA, 1273 nt
Organism: Myripristis murdjan (pinecone soldierfish)
Lineage: Eukaryota; Metazoa; Chordata; Actinopteri; Holocentriformes; Holocentridae
Gene: psmb5
Product: proteasome 20S subunit beta 5
Exons: 3
Coding region: 33-845 (270 amino acids)
Cellular component (GO): cytoplasm; proteasome core complex
Molecular function (GO): threonine-type endopeptidase activity
Source: RefSeq, a predicted model, not a curated record
AGUUGCUUGUUCAUGAUCAGACAGUUUCAAAGAUGGCGCUCGCUAGUGUGUUGAACAGUGAUUCUGCGGAUUUUUCAUUUGAUAACCCCACGUCCUUUAGCUAUGGCUGUGGACUCGGGCAGAGCGACAUGGGCUUCACGUCCACGCCGGGGGACAGCCUGAGGUUUUCGGUCGCACCUCUGAAUGAUGUGGGCGACGAAGGCCUGGAGAGGAAAAUAGAGUUUCUCCACGGGACCACCACCUUAGCAUUCAAAUUCCAGCAUGGUGUCAUCGUUGCUGUUGACUCCCGGGCCACGGCAGGCUCCUACAUUGCCUCUCAGACAGUGAAGAAAGUGAUAGAGAUCAAUCCCUACCUGCUGGGCACCAUGGCCGGUGGGGCUGCAGACUGCAGCUUCUGGGAGCGCCUGCUGGCCCGCCAGUGUCGCAUCUAUGAGCUUCGCAACAAGGAGCGGAUCUCUGUGGCGGCGGCCUCCAAACUGCUGGCCAACAUGGUGUACCAGUACAAGGGCAUGGGCCUCAGCAUGGGAACCAUGGUGUGUGGAUGGGACAAGAGAGGCCCAGGACUAUACUAUGUCGACUCGGAGGGGAACCGGGUGUGCGGUGACCUGUUUGCCGUGGGCUCGGGCUCCAUGUACGCCUACGGUGUGAUGGACAGCGGCCUGCAGCACGACCUGACCGUAGAGGAGGCCUGCGAGCUGGGUCGCCGCGCCAUCUACCAGGCCACGUUUCGCGACGCCUACAGCGGGGGGCAGGUCAACCUGUAUCACGUCCACAGCAAGGGCUGGACCAGGAUCUCCCAGGAAGACGUGCUCAUGCUGCACCAGCAGUACAAGGAUCAGGCGUAGUCAUGCAGAGCACGAGCACAGCAGCGGGUGGGGGCGAGGAAGUUGAAGGCGGGUUGUGUAUGAAGGCGGGAUUCUAGGAAUUUACUCUGUUAGCAAACGUUUAAGAUAUUCUGAAAUGUAAGUAGGGUUGAGACAAAGAACAUUCAUCUGACAGAUUCAUUUCUACUCACAUAACCACAGUGACCCCUAGCUUAAAGCUUUAUGUUGUACCUCUUCUUUUUUUAACACUACCACUGAGCUAGAGUUACCCCACACAGUGUACGGUUUGAGGGGGUGCAGUUCCUCUAGCAGAAGGGGGACCGAUGAGUCAAGCGUGCUGUAACACAGUGUGGGAGUAACGCGGUGCCUGCCCUACAUACAUUUCAUUUGGAUCAUACCCUGGAAAAUUACGUCUUUUUUUCUCAAUAAAACCUGUGAUGUUUUUUCCU